Molecule: messenger RNA, 333 nt
Organism: Pisolithus orientalis
Lineage: Eukaryota; Fungi; Basidiomycota; Agaricomycetes; Boletales; Pisolithaceae
Exons: 2
Coding region: 1-333 (110 amino acids)
Source: RefSeq, a predicted model, not a curated record
AUGUUUCCCUCAUCUCUCCACAAUCUCACUUGUGACCACUCGAAGAGGUUCAUGAAACAGGCUACAAUAUGCGAGUUGGAGGGAGCAAUUGAACUGUUCUGUGCAGCUUUGGAACUAUGUACCCCUGGGCAUCAACAUUGGCCUUCAUUGCUCUGUGAACUUGUUCUCUGUCUCUCAAAUAGAUAUGAAAAUCAAGGGCUUGGGGUAGUCAAUGGCUUGGAAGAAGAAGCUAUCCUGCUUGGACACACAGUGCUAGAGCUCUGUCCAACAGGACAUCCCAAUCAUGGCAUAUCUCUCCACCUUGCUCAUGACCUCUGGAUGAAGUUUCAGUAA